AGGUGAGAAAAGUUUGUUUAAAAAGGGGCCAACUUCCCAAAAUGUCUUCACUUGUUUCGGUCAGGACUUUGGGAACGCGUCAAUUCGCCAAUUUUUAAAAUUUUGAUAAAGAAAUCAUGAAGAUUUUUGUGGUGAUUGCUACCUUGGUGGCUGCGGCGUGUGCCCAGUACGAUUAUACACCUCCGCAAAGAGGGUUUAACGCUGGAGGAGGAGGAACGACGGAACGACCGAUUUAUGGUGUGCCAAAUCACACGCCUGGAGAACCGAUUGGUCCUUCUUCUUCGCAACCAGCUUUAGCACCACCAGUUCAGGCUGCUCCGGCCCAUCAGAAUGGCGGUGGUUAUCAGCAACAACAAGAAUCAGCUCCAGCUUUCACUCAGCCACAGGUUUCUGCCCCAACUUUCUCCCACCAAGCCCCAACUUUCUCUCAGCAAUCAGCUCCAGCUUUCUCCCAGCAAUCUGCCCCCACUUUCUCCCACCAAUCCGCCCCCACUUUCUCCCAACAAGCCCCAUCCUUCUCUCAGGCACCAGCUCAACAACAGGAACAACAGGCUGAAUCUUACACCUCAAAAGUGUACCGACAUGUGUACGUCCACUCCGCCCCUGAUGAGGCUCCAGACCACCAAGCCCGAACCAUCCGAGUUCCCGGAGGAGACAAACACGUCAACAUCAUCUUCGUCAAGACUCCAUCCACCUCUUCCUCCCACCAAACCGAAGUCAUCCUCCCAGAACAGGACGAGCACAAGAACUUGGUCUACGUUCUCUUGAAAAAAGGUGAAAACACGGCCGAUGUCAAGAUUCGUAAACCUGCCGCAGCUCCACAACCCAAGCCACAAGUUUAUUUCAUCCGUUAUGGAGCUCAGGAUAAGCAGAAUGGGGGUGGUUAUCAACAACAGCAGCAACAACCUCAACCACAACAACCUCAACAGCAGCAACAACAACAAUCUGGAGGUCAAGGGGGCUACCAGCAACAACAAUCCUCAUCUGGAGGUCAUGGGGGUCAAGGAGGUCAAGGGGGCUACCAGCAACAAGGAGCCCCUCUGGGAAGCAUCCGCGUUCCAAACCCAAUCCGCACCCCUGCCGAUGUUCCGUCCAGCGGAUACGGACUUCCUCUCUAAAAAUGCAACAGUCCUCCUCCUCGUUCUCGUCACUAUUUAUUUAUUCCAUGCCAAAUAAGCUCCACCAGUAUUUAUUUUUGAUGAUGUAAUUUGCAAACUGUUUUACGCAAAUUUUUACAUGUUUAUCAAAUCUAAAAAAUUUAUGAAAUGUGCAUUUAUGUUGCAGUUCCUAAUUUAAUAAAAGUCUGUCCUCUUGCUUCCGUUACAUAUGAAUAAAGUCAAUUUCUGUCGCCUAAA
Molecule: messenger RNA, 1355 nt
Organism: Folsomia candida
Lineage: Eukaryota; Metazoa; Arthropoda; Collembola; Entomobryomorpha; Isotomidae
Product: glutenin, low molecular weight subunit-like
Exons: 4
Coding region: 117-1118 (333 amino acids)
Source: RefSeq, a predicted model, not a curated record